UGUUAGGCGGGAGCGCUCUCAACUCUCAUUGGCUCGGAUGAGUCACUCCACAACUCAGGGAACAAGGCCCUCAGUGCUUAGCCUCUCUGAUCCCAGCUGUGAUGCCUAUGUUAUAUGGAGUCUACUGGGAACUGGAAUGGAAACAUCACAUACAUUUCACGUAGACCAGCCUCUAAGUUACUAAGCUCAACAAUUGGGUCAAGCUGGCUUCCCGGAUUUGAAGAUAGGUCUUCCGUUCCCUACACUGAAGCUUUAAUUUAUGAAGUGUUCAACAUGCAUCUUAGAUGCCUUUCAUGAUUCCUCAUUGGUGCUUUUACUUCUGGAAAUGAUGUUUGAGGCAAAGAUUUCCCUUUCAGAGGUGAUGGCCGCCCUCUUUACUAUGACAUUCAUUUUAAUUUCUGUAAGAAUAAUAAGUAAUAUGACCAAAAAGAAUCCUUGGCCAUUACCAAUUGUGGGGAACCUGCUUCAGCUUGGAGAGCAUCCUCACCUUUCAUUUAUCCAAAUGAGGAAAAAUUAUGGGGAUGUGUUUCUCCUAAAGCUAGGGAUGGUACCGGUUGUGGUGGUGAAUGGUCUAGAUACAGUGAAACAAGUAUUACUCAGAGAUGCAGAGAGUUUUGCUGGCAGGCCCAAGAUGCACACCUUUUCUUUCUUUGCUGAUGGAAAAAGUCUGUCAUUUUCUGUAGAAUAUGGAGAGAGCUGGAAACUCCACAAGAAAAUUGCCAGUAAAGCUUUAAGAUCCUUUUCAAAGUCAGAAGCCAAAACUUCUACUUGCUCUUGUCGUCUGGAAGAGCACGUAUGUGCAGAAGCUUCAGCACUGGUGAAAAUGUUCUUGGAGCUCUCCUUAGAGAAAGGUGCCUUUGACCCCACUGGUAUUACCACCUGCACUGUUGCAAAUGUUGUCUGUGCCCUGUGCUUUGGCAAAAGAUAUGAAUAUAAUGAUGAAGAGUUUCUUAGCAUGAUUAGGAUCAAUGCAGAUUUUCUAAAAGCCACAAGUGUUGUCAACCCAGCUGAUUUUAUACCCUGGUUUCGUUACCUUCCAAUCCCUGCUGUGAAGGCUGCCCAUGGGUUUUAUGAGAUCUUAAAUAACUUCAUCGCACAACGAGUAGAAGAACAUUAUACCACAUAUGGUAAGAAUCAUCUCAGAGACUUUACUGAUGCUCUAAUAAGUAUAAGCAAUGACAAGUGAAGUGAUGAAAAAGCUCCACUCUUAUCUAAUGAUAAAAUAAUAAGUACCGUGAAUGACAUUUUUGGAGCUGGAUUUGAUACAGUAGCAACAUGUCUAUUUUGGAUCUUCCUAUAUUUGGUAAACAACCCAGACAUUCAGACAAAAAUUCAAGAAGAAAUUGAUGGAAAGAUUGGACUCAGGUCACCAAGAUUUGACUACAGGAAAGAUUUACAUUAUACAGAGGCUUUCAUAAGUGAAAUCUUAAGGCACACUUCAUUUAUACCACUUACCAUUCCUCACCGUGCAACGAAAGAAACCAUUCUCAAUGGGUACCUCAUUCCCCAAGACACCUGUAUCUUUGUUAAUAUGUAUCAAGUAAAUCAUGAUGAAACAUUAUGGGAAAAUGCUGAUUUGUUUAGACCGGAGAGAUUUCUGAAUGAAAACAUUGAACUCAACAAAAGCCUCAUUGAGAAAGUUUUGGUUUUUGGAAUGGGAAUAAGAAAGUGUUUGGGAGAAGACAUAGCUCGUAAUGAGAUUUUUAUUAUUCUCACCACCAUUUUGCAACAGCUGAAGCUUGAGAAAUGCCUUCAAGACCAGCUAGAUCUGACCCCAGUGUAUGGAUUAUCCAUGAAACCUAAACCAUACCAAAUUCAAGUGGCACUGCGCACGUGAACAAUGCAUUUGGAGAAGCUGCACUUCAAAACAUAAUUAUCACUCAGUAAAUUAGUGUAGGGAAAUCUAUUAUCCAUAGUGUAGGUUAUCCAUUACCUAAGCUACUGGAGUGCAUCUUUUAAUGAAAGAGGUAUAACAAUAAACAAUCUCUUAAAUCACCUUCUCUCUGAUUGUACUAAUCAGUUAACUGCAGGUUAUGUUAUUGUUAACUCUUUGAAUAAGUUGAGUUAAUUUUUGUUUGUAACUGACUAUUUUAAUGCACCUCUUCUCACUGAUUUCCUAAAAUAAAAAGUUUAAAAAUGC
This is a messenger RNA of Gopherus flavomarginatus (Mexican gopher tortoise), 2140 nucleotides long. Its product is annotated as cytochrome P450 1A1-like. Gene Ontology annotation, molecular function: iron ion binding; heme binding; steroid 17-alpha-monooxygenase activity. NCBI's taxonomy places the organism in Eukaryota, Metazoa, Chordata, Testudines, Testudinidae. Gene Ontology annotation, biological process: hormone biosynthetic process; progesterone metabolic process. The record is from RefSeq and is a predicted model, not a curated record.